Thrips palmi is the source of this 1445-nucleotide messenger RNA. RefSeq names its product extensin-like. Lineage: Eukaryota; Metazoa; Arthropoda; Insecta; Thysanoptera; Thripidae. The coding region runs from base 1 to 1239 and encodes 412 amino acids. The transcript is spliced from 2 exons. The record is from RefSeq and is a predicted model, not a curated record.
AUGACCCUGGGGCCGCUGGUGCUGCUGGCGCUGUGCGCGGCGGCCGCCGUCCGAGGGGCCCCCGCCAACGCCCCCGCCAACGCCCACAACGACUCGGACGCCGUGGUCGCCAUGGUGUCGCCGAGCUACGCCAGGACCGCCGUCUCAGGCGACCACUCGGAAUGGCGCUCGCUGGAGCCGGCAGUCUCGCAGCGCGGCCAGGGCGGACGCGCCCUGAGCUCGGACCCGGACGACGACGACCUGGCGCUGCAAGUCAACAGCCUGACGCCCGGCGGCGCCAAGAUGGGCGGUAGCAUGCCGAGCGGCUUCAAGACGACGCCGCUGCACGCCGUGCCGCUGUCGUUCGCCUCGGACAGGUACUCCGGGGCGCGGCCCAUCCUGGACAGUGUCGUCGACAGCAAGGACGCCGGCGUGGUGGACGAGUCGUUCCCGCCAUACGCGCCCGUCGACGAGCCGCUGCCGUUGCAGCAGGACUACAGCGCGCCGGGCCCUGGCUUCGACGCCCCGCCGUCCGGGUACGACGCCCCGCCAUCCGACGGAUACGAUGCUCCCCGUCACCACCACCAUCACCACCACGGGUACAACUACGGCCCGCCGCCACCGCCGCCACCACCGCCCCCACCAACGUACGGCCCGCCACCGCCUACGUACGGACCACCGCCGCCUACGUACGGUCCGCCUCCACCGCCCCCAAGCUAUGGACCGCCACCACCGAGUUAUGGACCUCCUCCUCCUCCUCCGCCUCCUCCACCGCCGCCAAGUUACGGCCCCCCGCCCCCUGUCUACGGUCCGGCGCCUCCGCCAGCGGCACCCUACGGGCCUCCCGCGCCUCCCCCGGACACCUACGGCGCGCCGCUCAACGCCUACGGCCCGCCACGGGACACCUACGGGCCGCCGCCGCCCGCCCCCUACGGCCCGUACCCACCAGCACCGCCGCCGCCGGAACCCCUUCCCGACCCCGACGACGACCUGGACAAGGGGGUGUACACGCACUACAACAUCGGGCGCAAGCUGUACUACGCGCCGCUGUGGUUCAGCCUCUACUUCUCGGGCUACGUGCUGACGCAGAUUCUGACGCACGUCUGGAGGCACAGGUACACGUUCCCGCUGCGGGUGGAGGACGCGCUGACGGCGGGGCGGUCGGCCUCGGACAAGGAGGCCGUCAUCGAGACCGUCACCGAGACCGUCACCAACGCCAUCGAGAAGGCCGCGGACAAGUUCAAGAACAAGACGGCAUGACGGGCGCCGCGAGCGCCCCGGACCGGCGCGGUGAAAAAAUGUCUUGCUGGUGCCGGGAUUCGAACCCCCGCCGGGUUCGGCCGUCCCCGCACGCGACUGUUUUUCGUGACUGCUGCGCCGCUCCGGGCGCAAUCCGCAGAAUGACUGACUGACUGGCCCUCACCGUUGUUGUGAAAGGAACGAACAAUUAAAAUGGACGCCGGUGA